AUGACAGAAGUGGGAAUGUGGGACCAAGAAAGAGAAAAACAACGGGGCAAGAAGAACCAAGAGGAAAAAUCGGCACUGCUGGCCCAGGAUCAGCCCUUGGCAACAGCCCCUCUGCAGGUCUCUGCUGGCUCCCGGGCAGGGACUCAAAGGCCGCAGGAAGGUGCCCCUGGAGAAGGCCCUGGAGAGCGCUGGGGCCAGGAGUGCCGCCAUGAGGGCAGCAAGCGGGGCCUGGCCUGUCCGUGCCUGCGGCAGGGCGCAGGGCGGGCGCUCAGGCCCUGCCAGCUGCAGCUGGGAGCUCUGCAGGGCGGCCGGCAGAGAGCCGUGGGCUCCCGCAGCUCUGCGGCCCUCACGGCUGAGGCAGCUGCCCGGGCACAGCCCGCUGGGGACACGCGGCCGGCCCGGGGCCACCCGCAGGGGGACCCUGCUCUGGGGCCAGCCCAGGCCGCAGCAGGGAGCCGCCCAUGGGGCCGUGCCCGGCCAGGGAACGGCUCUGCCCGGGGACAGGGCUCCAGGAGCAGGGCAGCAGGGCCGCCAGUGCCGGCCACAACCAUGGAGCCCAUGGUAUUCCUUUUCAUGCUCUUGAAAAGCCUCAUCCAGUACCCACAGCACGUGGCUGACGCUUUGGAUGAGGAAACACGUCUGCGCAUGGAAGAGCGUGCAAAGCAUCUGGAAUGGGAGAGGAUUCAUCUGGAGCAGGAGGUGGAACAGCUCACCCAGGAGCAGCUGAAGCAGGUGCAGCUCUUGCAGCUCUUAGCUGUUGCUGUGCUCCUGGCCCUUCUCUUGGUCCUCUGGUUGAUUGGGUGGAAAAACAGCCAGAGCAGAGAGGAGGAUGAACAAGACAACCGUGGGGCAGAUGAAGAGGAAGCGGGCAAUGUUGCGGCUGACGAAGAAGACAACGUUGGCAAUGAAGAUGUCAAUGAGGCUGCAGUUGCAGAAAACAACAACGAUGCUGCAAAUGAAGUCCAAGAAGAAGAAGAGGAUGAUUUUGACGAUUUCCUUGGAGAAGUUGUAAUGGAGCGCAUCCAGUGGCCUGUACAGGACCUGCAGAGAGGCUGUGAGUGGAUAACUGACCUCAUGGAUAAUUAUACCAUUUACUUUGGCCAUGUUUUGGCCAACAGUUUCUACCCGGUCCUGCAACGAGCCAUCGGGGUGGGCAGUGCCUUUGAAGGCUGGAGUCCCCGUGAGCAGGAUGUUGUCUACAGCGUGCUCAUCCCCAUGACUCCUCCCCGGGGCCACAGCUUCCACCUGGAGCUGGACAGUGAAGAGCAGAGGCACGUCAGGAACUUCCGUGUCCGCGUGCAGCUGGAGUGCACCUGCAGCAGGGAGCAGCAGCCUGAGGACAUGCUGUGCUUCCUGCACCACCCCGAGGAGGAGCUGAGCAGCAAUCAGGAUCCCAGCCUCCUAGACACCCUGUGCACCGGCUCCUACCUCGACGUGCAGAAAACUGCCCGCUGGUUUUACCAGCUGGUGAGAGCAGUCUGGCCNNCUCUGCCUCAGUCACACAACUGGCAUUUAAGGCUGAUGCCCUCCACACGCUCCUGCCAAUUCCAGGUGUCCUACGGGCAGGAAAGCUUCAGGACUGAGCUGUUCUUCGGCGUGCGGAGAGGUGACUCAGCCAUCUUUGUGUGCAGCCAGCCUAGAGAGGCCUACACAGCAAGCACAACCUGGCCCGAGUCCUACGCUGUGGCAGAGGUUGAGUUCUUCAAGCACAUUGCCAGGCAGGCCCCCCCUGACAGCCUGCACCUCAAAUGCCUGCAGUUCUUCACCCGUCUUCCUCUGGGCUUCAGCUUUUCCACCUACACCAUGAAGACCAUUGUCAUGCACCUGCUCAACAUCACACCCGUCUCAGAGUGGCGCAGGAGAGAUCUCGUGGUACGACUGCUGGAUAUCAUCAACAGCCUGCACUUAUGUCUGCGAGCAAAAUGCCUCCACCACUUCAUUGUGGGCAACCAGAGGCUUCCUCAGGACAUCAACUUACCCGCAGAUGUCCAAAGAGCUGAGCCAUACAAUCUCCUCCAGCACCUGGCCCAGCAGCCAGCUGCCCAUGCCCAUGCACUCUAUGAGUACCACAUUCUCUACAAGUGGUUCAGAAGAAUCCUUCUUGCUGAGGAUUUACCGGAUGAAGGGGAAGAUUUAUGGCUAUGA
This is a messenger RNA of Passer domesticus (house sparrow), 2145 nucleotides long. RefSeq names its product inositol 1,4,5-trisphosphate receptor-interacting protein-like 1. Bases 1 to 2145 code for a protein of 714 amino acids. The transcript is spliced from 4 exons. NCBI's taxonomy places the organism in Eukaryota, Metazoa, Chordata, Aves, Passeriformes, Passeridae. Gene Ontology annotation, cellular component: membrane. The record is from RefSeq and is a predicted model, not a curated record.